Beta vulgaris subsp. vulgaris (sugar beet) is the source of this 729-nucleotide messenger RNA. RefSeq lists its product as uncharacterized. The record is from RefSeq and is a predicted model, not a curated record. Bases 1 to 729 code for a protein of 242 amino acids. The transcript has a single exon. NCBI's taxonomy places the organism in Eukaryota, Viridiplantae, Streptophyta, Magnoliopsida, Caryophyllales, Amaranthaceae. Gene Ontology annotation, molecular function: zinc ion binding; nucleic acid binding.
AUGUUGAAUCAGAAAAAUUUCCUUUCUCAGCUGGGGUUGACUAAUUCCUUUGACCAAGAGGAUGACGAUGUAUCUAAUGAUGAUAUACCGCCGGAGGGAAUACAGGAUAGCGCGCAUUGCCUAAUCAUACUCCUCUCAAAAGAGGAGAAAAUCCAGAUGAGGAAACCUUCGCGUCAUUCCAUGAUAAUAAAGAUGUUUAAUGGUAAGGUGGGCUAUAUGGGUCUGAUGCGUAAACUGAAGAAAAAGUGGAGUCUAAAGGGGGACUUGGUGUUAACAGAUAUUGGCUGCAAUUUCUUUAUUGCUAGAUUCACUAAUGCUAUAGAUUAUCACCAUGUGCUUACCCGAGGGCCGUGGAUGAUAGAUGACAACUAUUUGACAAUCCGCAAAUGGACCCCCAAUUUCGUUGCGGAAGCUCCGAUCAAAGUUCUUACUGCCUGGGUGCGAAUUCUGAAUCUUUCCGUGGAGUAUUUUGAUAGGAAUUUUCUCCAUAAGGUUGGCUCCAAAAUUAGUAAAGUUCUACGCAUUGACAAGACCACAGCGCAGGCUGAACGAGGCCAAUUUACAAGGCUGAGCAUCGAAAUUGAUCUCACCAAACCAUUACUCUCAAAAUUCUGGCUGAAAGGGAGAGUUUGGAAAAUUCAAUAUGAAGGGCUUCAUGCCAUCUGCUUUAAUUGUGGGUGCUGGGGACAUAAUGCGAAAGACUGCGCACAAUCCUUAGAGGCGCAUUAA